Molecule: messenger RNA, 670 nt
Organism: Xylaria bambusicola
Lineage: Eukaryota; Fungi; Ascomycota; Sordariomycetes; Xylariales; Xylariaceae
Exons: 2
Coding region: 50-343 (97 amino acids)
Source: RefSeq, a predicted model, not a curated record
CGGCUCCCCGAGUUGUGAAGGGGGCCCCUUAAUAACGCGACACCGCCGUAUGCUAGGCCGAGCAGUCGUUCCCGGGGACGCUAUAGUUCGGGAUGCUAUGGCGACGAGGGCCGUUGCUUUGGAUCUUAUCAGAGAGGCCUGGCGCGAUCAUAUAUUGGUCCCGGAAGAACGGUCCCUGGGAAGAAAGCGGAAGCGCGACUUCACCAGGAGCAAAGGAAACAAAACAGGUUUUACCACUUGUGAUGCGCACGACAGAUUAGGCUUAGCGCGAUUGACUUUUUGCUCAGGCUUGGCUCUGCCUAGGCCCAUUGGUCUUCUUACAAGAAUCUAUAGAUUAAAGUAAGCUCAAAGUUGUUUUAGGAAUGACACUUGGUGUAGGGGUUAGGGUGACAUGAUUGAUACAUACAGUGGGGAUUUGGUACAUAAAUACAAUCGGCAUACCUCCGAAGACCUCGUGUUCUCUUCCAAGAGAAGGUCUCUUUUCUUUUAGUCUUACAAGACCAAGAAAACCCAAUGUAAUUCAAAGAUUAGGUAUUAUAGAUAUACUUUUAUGAUACAGCUAGCACUAUGGAAUUGGUUAAACGUGUAUUAAGGCGUAGAGCAUGAGCUUCUACUACUCGAGGCUUAGCGGUGCGCUGAGCUAUGUUGCAGUACCCGGGUUGAGCUUGGG